Messenger RNA from Ceratina calcarata, 2094 nucleotides. RefSeq names its product Activating transcription factor-2 (gene Atf-2). The transcript is spliced from 7 exons. Gene Ontology annotation, biological process: regulation of DNA-templated transcription. Lineage: Eukaryota; Metazoa; Arthropoda; Insecta; Hymenoptera; Apidae. Bases 320 to 1870 code for a protein of 516 amino acids. The record is from RefSeq and is a predicted model, not a curated record. Gene Ontology annotation, molecular function: DNA-binding transcription factor activity.
UACUUUAUAAUAAUUUUUCAAUGACUGUUUCACUGGUCAUCGUUUUAACAGCUGAUUCGAGAAGGAGCAAGUAGAAUUGUCAAAAUAUCAUUGAAAGAAUUGUACUCUGUGUUUUGUUUGAUUUUCUGACUUUAAGUGCCUUGGAUAUUGUAUACGUUGUAAUACUAAACGCAAAUAUGUACUGUCGACGCAAAUGUCUUGGAGGAAAUGAAGCUCCGAUAAAAAUUGAGCUGUGUUACAUGUACACCCUUCAGCUUUAUUUUCGUCUUUUAUCGUGCCACCUGUGAAUUAUGAUACAUUGAAUGUUAUAACUUUGACAAUGACCGACAACGAUAAAAUGUUUGCUUGCUCUUCCUCUGGCUGCAAUAUGAGCUUCACGAAUGAAGACCAGCUAACAGUUCAUAAGAAGAAACAUGAUAUGAUGUUAAACCUUGGGAGCAGUAACAAAAGUGGUGGCUUUGUUGCUGAUCAAACACCCACACCAACACGUUUUAUCAGGAAUUGUGAAGAGGUUGGUCUGUUCCAAGACUUACAGAAUGUGAAUCCCUUUGAGGAAACCUUCAGGAGAGCAGUAGAGUCAGGAAAUACUGGUACUCUUACAGUAUCAGAGGCUGGAAUUGCAGAUGAUAGUCUGCAUACACCACACAUAUUUCCUCAUAUAGCUGAUGUACUGUCUACUAGUAAUCAAAUGCUACCAGAGAACUCUGUAGAAGAAUGCGGAAGCAUCGUGAUUACCGAUAAAACUACCCAGGAUAAAACUAUUAUAGACACUGACGUCUGCACAACGGUGAAACUUACGGAAACGGAUGAACAGGGUUUGCUGAAAGAAAAAUUGACGGUCGAGCGGAAUGUGACGUUAACAGAAAAUAUCAUCGAUCCUGUUACACCUUUACUAUCGAAAGAUUCACAAGACCCGCAAUUAACGAUUAAUGGCGAGGAAGUGCAGUUGCUGUUGAAAACAGCGGGUGGAAAAUUAAUGCAAUUAUCUGCGAUCCCGGUUUGCGACCCUAUCAAUGCAGCUAAUGUACAGACGAUGAGACAGCAAACUGUUGUCAUAAAAACAGAACCUCCUGUGCAUUAUAAUACAAGGACAGAACCGAAAAAAACGGGCUCUACAUUUUCUCUAGCAAGAAUGAAAUUGAAACAAGCUUUAACUAAAGCUAGUGGCUCGCAAAAUCAGAAACCUGCUAAUACCAAUACCGACAAGAACGAAUUGACUAAUUCAAGAAAAGAGAAUAGGAAUAAGACAACGGAAGAUCCCGCAAAAAAGAAAGUUAUGUUAGAACGCAAUCGAGCUAGUUCUAUGAGGGCGAGAGCAAAAAGAAAAGCAUGGAUACAACACCUCGAAAAUACGAUCUCUAAUGCGAAUGAAACAAACGUGGCUCUACAAAUGGAAAUAAAAGUCUUACGAUCGGAGGUCGCUAAAUUGAAAACGCUACUAUUAGCCCAUAAGGACUGUCCCGUAACGAAGGCGAUGCAGAAAGGAAACAGUAUAGUGCUUGGUACUAAAAUAGUAUCCGUAAACUCAGACAAUGCAACGAGUCCGAUUCCUGCGAUGAAAAGGACAAAUUUCUCUCCUUCGGAAGUGCCAAUAAUGCCCAAGAAAAAGUCGUCCUCGGUGACCACGAAGAAUCCCAUAAUUUUUCCAAAAUUAGACAAUACAAAUCUAUCAAUUCCCAACACCACGUUGAUUAAAACUGUGCCUACGUUAAAAAUAAUGGGAGUCGGACAAUUGUUAACAGAAAAAGAAGAGGGGAAACAAAUUUUUAUUGUACAGAAUCCACCGAAGAAGAUUGACGGUUCAACCAGACAAGUGAUUCAAAUAAAUCCCAAUUACGAAAUUGAUCAGAGAGAGUUGAUAAAAAAAUAAAUGUAUUUCAAUGAUUGUAGAUAUGUGCAAAUUUUGCUCAAACAGUGUAAAAGACAAGAAUCGUACGAUGAUCGUCAAACGAUCGCAGCCAUUUAUUUUUUCUCAAACAAAAGCAUAAUCUACAUAUAUGAUUUGUUAUUGCGCGUGAUUGCAUGCGUACAGCGUAAAACAGAAAUCUCGUAUUACAAUCUUUAUUAGAAUAAAACUCCGUAUUUUUUAACAAA